CGAAGACACUGACGCCACCCCAGCACUCGACCACCGCGGCUUCCUCCCCGACCACAACUAUGUGACUGAAGGGCUGCUCCUGGCUAUAGCCUGAAGAGCUCCGCCCAUCCUGUCCACCCCUCUCCACCCCGGAGUCCUCCCCCAGGAUGUUGAGCCCCAUCCAGGUCCUGUGCUCCGACAUCACUACCCUUUCCCUGGAGCCUGAGCCGUUUGCCUCUUACACUGAAGCUGAUAUCAUCUCCACUGUUGAGUUCAACCACACAGGAGAGCUCCUGGCCACAGGGGACAAGGGGGGCCGAGUGGUCAUCUUUCAGAGGGAACCAGAGAGCAAGUGUGAGCUGUUCUCCCAAGGAGAGUACAAUGUGUACAGCACCUUCCAGAGCCAUGAGCCCGAGUUCGACUACCUUAAGAGUCUGGAGAUCGAGGAGAAGAUCAAUAAGAUCCGGUGGCUGCCUCAGCAAAACGCUGCAAACUUCCUACUCUCCACCAAUGAUAAGACCAUUAAGUUGUGGAAGGUGAGUGAAAGAGACAAACGGCCUGAGGGAUACAACCUGAAGGAUGAGGAGGGUCGCAUCAAGGACAUGUCCACCGUCACCUCACUACAGGUACCGGUGUUGUUGCCGAUGGACCUGAUGGUGGAGGUGAGCCCACGGCGAGUGUAUGCCAACGCCCACACCUACCACGUUAAUUCCAUCUCUGUCAACUCCGAUUACGAGACCUACAUGUCCGCUGAUGAUCUGAGGAUCAACCUCUGGCAUCUGGACAUCACCGACCGCAGCUUCAACAUUGUGGACAUCAAACCAACCAACAUGGAGGAUCUGACGGAGGUGAUAACAGCUGCUGAGUUUCACCCCCACCACUGUAACUUGUUUGUCUACAGCAGCAGCAAAGGCACCCUGCGUCUCUGUGACAUGAGAGAAGCCGCGCUGUGCGACAAACACUCCAAAUUGUUUGAGGAGCCCGAGGACCCCAGCGCCCGCUCCUUCUUCUCCGAGAUCAUCUCCUCUGUGUCCGACGUCAAGUUCAGCCACAGCGGCCGCUACCUGCUCACCAGGGACUAUCUGACUGCCAAAGUCUGGGACCUCAACAUGGAGAGCAAGCCCCUCGAGACGUACCAGGUUCAUGAUUACCUCCGCAGCAAGUUGUGUUCCCUUUAUGAAAACGACUGCAUCUUCGACAAGUUCGAGUGUGCCUGGAACGGCUCGGACAGCGUGAUCAUGACCGGCGCCUACAACAACUUCUUCCGCAUGUUCGACCGCAACACCAAACGCGACGUGACCCUGGAGGCGUCGCGAGAGAGCAGCAAACCCCGAGCCGUCCUGAAGCCACGCAGGGUGUGCGCCGCGGGGGGGAAGCGGCGGAAGGACGACAUCAGCGUGGACAGCCUGGACUUCACCAAGAAGAUCCUCCACACGGCCUGGCACCCCAACGAGAACAUCAUCGCCAUCGCCGCCACCAACAACCUGUACAUCUUCCAGGACAAACUCAACUCUGAGCUGCAUUAACGAAGGGAUGUCAGUGGCAGAUAUGAAUGAUCUCACGUCUGAACACACAACUAUGCCAGAAUGUACUCAUGGACAGACAUGCGCACCCGGGAAUAUGCCUAACUCACAGCCACACUUACACAAACAAGCAGAAAGCGCUCACACGUAUGUCUUCUCUGCCACACUCAUUCACCUCCUGCCAGCCGACCCGCAACUGAAAGGACCUAGAAAGGGCUAGAAAGGGAAGAGGCUGGAUUACACAACGGAGUAUGGAUUGAAAAAUUGUCCGAUCUGUCGAUUUGUCGAUUGUUAACCUCUGGCUUGUGCUUGAUGGUGUGUAGAUUGCUACAGCUCAGCCUCUGAGGGGGAUAACUCCCCCCAGACUAGAGAGAUGUUUACAUGUUUGUAAUUUUUUUUCUUUAGGCUUUACUCCUUCUUCCUCCUCCUCCUCUUUAUAUUUGUGUGCUUGAGAAAAGCCUAUUCUUAUCCCUUGCCCACAGUUUUGUGUAAACCCCUUCCUGGUUGUCUACCAGCGACACUCGCGAAAAAUGGGGCAUUUACGUAACUGCCGGUUUAGUUUGAUUUCAGAUCAGCGACCCCACUUCUGUUUGUGUAACUCGUGAAAUGAUGCUAACGAUGACGACAAUUCGAAGUGAGGCGCGUGAUGUGUAAAGGAUGAAUUUCGGGAGGGGGCCGUCUCCUCGACCCAAGUGCACCCAGGAGCCUCGGAGCUCGACUGGGCCGUGUUCAGUGAGGUAAAACCUUUACAGUCCUGCAGAGAGAAGCAGAGCAUCACACCGCUGCCUGAUGUAAGGACACACACUCAUAUCUGCUCCACACGGUGUGUUUCAGUCCUCAGUGUUUCCUCCUCUGAACCGGGUCGUCCCACUUCCCUGGUGGUGGAUCCUGCUUCCGGUCCGGGACUGUGUUAUGUGCUGUCUUGCCGUUUGAAGUACAGCUCAAAUCAAAACAGAAAAUUGAAAAAAAUAUAUUUAAACAACGAAGCAAAAAAGACGCUGCAUGUCAAACAGAUUCUAGCCUAGGUGUUUAUUAAUUGACUGACUUGACUGACUUGGCUGCCUUCCUAACCAUUUAGACCCAGCUGUACAAAGGCUUUCAGGGGCCCGCGUGGCUCCGUGCAGCACGAGCAACCAUAGAGGACCGAGCUCUCCUACCUUUAUUUGUGUCCUCAGACACUGACGCAUGUUUACCAGUGUUCGGUUCAUACACUUACAUGUGCAUUUUGAAUGAAAAAUCUGACUCGACUCAACCUGAGAGCGGAGAAGAGCGAGGAAUGUUUGAUUACUCUAAAAAGAAAAAAAUCAAAAAGGGCCUAAAUGGUGUGUGUAUAUAUCAACAGUUUUUGACAUGUAUGAGGUUUAGUUUUUUCCAACAUCUAUAAACAGACUGUGGACUCGAUCCUCUGUAUCGAUGAUUGUUUCCGAAGCUACAGCAGGGAGACGAUACUUUACUCUCCUCAGCCUUCCUCACUGAUUUCUUUGCUGAUGUGCAGAAGCUUUUAUUUUUAGAGAACAGUUUAUUCUUUUAUUUAUUCUCCUUUUGGAAACUUGUAAGUUUUACUCCACAUCCUGACCAAACUAAUGUCAAUUCACAUAUUUUUAUGUUCAUCUUUUUUGUCGACAAAAUUGUCAAAUGGACAGUUAUAAAUAAUGUUAAUAUGUUUUUUUCUGAUUAAAGAUUUCAACAAAAUUGCAUCCAA
This is a messenger RNA of Pleuronectes platessa (European plaice), 3204 nucleotides long. RefSeq names its product serine/threonine-protein phosphatase 2A 55 kDa regulatory subunit B gamma isoform. NCBI's taxonomy places the organism in Eukaryota, Metazoa, Chordata, Actinopteri, Pleuronectiformes, Pleuronectidae. Gene Ontology annotation, cellular component: cytosol; protein phosphatase type 2A complex. The coding region runs from base 147 to 1505 and encodes 452 amino acids. The transcript is spliced from 10 exons. The record is from RefSeq and is a predicted model, not a curated record. Gene Ontology annotation, biological process: peptidyl-serine dephosphorylation. Gene Ontology annotation, molecular function: protein phosphatase regulator activity; protein binding.